Messenger RNA from Penaeus vannamei (Pacific white shrimp), 707 nucleotides. The record is from RefSeq and is a predicted model, not a curated record. NCBI's taxonomy places the organism in Eukaryota, Metazoa, Arthropoda, Malacostraca, Decapoda, Penaeidae.
AUGGGGGGAUUUUGCCCCGUCCCAAGCUGCUCCUUGUUGACGGGGCACCGGUUUAGCACACGGCCGGCUGGUGUGGAUGAGUGUGACCGCGACUUAACGGUACAAAUUCCCAAAUACCUUUCAUGCACUCACCUGCCAAACGAGGAUGUUAUAUACUUAUCCCUCCUCGAGAACAAAAGCAAUAACCAAAAUCAAACAUGCGCAGGUGCCCAGUGCCCCGAUACCUUCUUCGAGGCCGGGGGAGGAUGCUUCCACGUCAUAGACACCGGCGACACGGACAUCACCUGGGAAGACGCUCGGGAAACGUGCAUUGGCCUGAGCGACAGCGGCUGGACUGUGGACUUGGCUUCCCUCGACUCCACGGCGCAGCUCGAGGCCUUCGCGGAGGCGUGGGCUACAGUGGGGGCAGACUACAGGCCCUACGGCUACAUGUGGGUGGGCUUCACCCGUGAGACCGGGGAGUGGGCCAACCUGGACGGAGUGCCAAUAUCCCUCUACUCCAACGUGUGGCGGGAAGGUCAUCCGCACGACAUGAACAUGUACGUCUACAUCGAGGACGUCACCAUGACCUCCGGCAGCGAGUCCCGAGGGCGCUUCUACGCCUCGUGCACGAUGACGGACGCUCUUCAGAGGGCGCUGUGCAGGGCUUACCCACAGAAGUAAAAGGGUAAAAUAUGUAAUAUCAAACAAAUAAAAAAUACUCACAC